AUGGCUGCUGGCCGAAGAAAAUUAAACAAAGCACUUUGGGCUAAUAUUACUAGACUGAAAUUAUUAACCAAAUCAGAUGCACCAGUUCGGUUUAUACUGGAAGAUUCUCCAUUUGAUGAUGAACAAGAAGAAGAAACUGCCAUAGAAAAAGACGUAUAUUUUGUCCGAGGAAGAAUUUUACCUGAAUCCGACAUUUUUAAAGAGGGUGCGUUAAGAAUAGAGAUGAGAUUAACAUCAAACUACCCUAAUGAAGCACCGGAAGUUCGAUUUCUAACUCCUAUCUAUCAUCCUAAUAUAUCCGCCGAUGGUAAAUUUUGUCAUCAAUUGUUGAACAAUGCUUCGAGAUGGAAGGCGGGAACAACUUUAGUCGAAGUCGUUAAAACUAUCGUCAAACAUGUUGAUAAUCCUGAUCCUGAUUACGCUGCUAUUUAUGAUAUAGGAAAAGAAUAUAUGGAGAAUCGAGCUGAGUUCAAUCGAAAAGCAUUAGAAAUGAUUAAAAAGCAUUCAUUACCUCGCCAAUGA
Molecule: messenger RNA, 522 nt
Organism: Rotaria socialis
Lineage: Eukaryota; Metazoa; Rotifera; Eurotatoria; Philodinida; Philodinidae
Source: the annotation of a GenBank genome assembly